Aphis gossypii (cotton aphid) is the source of this 1311-nucleotide messenger RNA. It is a transcript of the gene p24-1, whose product is annotated as transmembrane emp24 domain-containing protein 3. The record is from RefSeq and is a predicted model, not a curated record. The coding region runs from base 199 to 849 and encodes 216 amino acids. The transcript has 3 exons. Gene Ontology annotation, biological process: Golgi organization; intracellular protein transport; endoplasmic reticulum to Golgi vesicle-mediated transport. Lineage: Eukaryota; Metazoa; Arthropoda; Insecta; Hemiptera; Aphididae. Gene Ontology annotation, cellular component: Golgi apparatus; COPII-coated ER to Golgi transport vesicle; endoplasmic reticulum-Golgi intermediate compartment.
AUGACGUCAACGAUUCGUUUGCACAUUAUCAAUAGCGUUACAAUUAUCUCGCCGAAUGUUUUUAUUUCAAAGUUUAAACAGAUAUAUCAAAUAUAAUUAAAUAUUAAAUAAUAAAACAAUAUAAAACGUGACAUCGAACGACGAACUGUGAACAGCUUAAAUGUUUUGCCCUUUAAUAACUAUACAACAAUAGCAAAAAUGAUACCGUCGAAUAAGAACUCACUUAUCGUAUUUUUAUUUUCAUCGUACUGCAUCUGCUUGGUGAAAUCAAUCGAGUUGACUUUUGAACUUCAGGACAAAGCAAAGGAUUGUUACUAUGAGAAUAUAGAGAAAAAUACGUCCACCACGUUGGAGUACCAAGUUGUUACUGGUGGCCAAUACGAUGUUGAUGUGAUAAUCGAAUCCCCGACUAAAGAAAUUCUAUACAGACAAGUGAAAUCACAAUUUGACAGCCACACAUUUGUAGCAACAGUGAGUGGACCAUAUGCCAUUUGUUUUAGCAAUGAGUUCUCAACAUUCUCGCAUAAGCUCGUGUACAUGGACUUACAAGUCGGCGAGGAAGACGCUCUGCCUGGUAUAGGAGAACAAGUGACUGUUAUGACUCAGAUGGAAUCAACAUCACAAGAUAUUCAUGAAUAUUUAAACAAAAUUAUUGACUAUCAAACUCAUCAUAGAUUAAAAGAGGCUCAAAGUCGUAAACGUGCUGAAGAUCUAAAUCAUCAUGUUGCUUUAUGGUCAGCUACAGAAACUAUUGCAAUAUUAUUAGUUGCGAUUGUACAAGUAUUUAUGUUGAAAAGAUUCUUUACUGAAAAAUCACCAACUCAAAUUCAAUAUAAGUCAAUGUAUUAAAACUAAUAGGUUGCGAAUAUAAUAUAAUUACCAAUAAAUAAUUAUCAUCUUUUUUCUUGAUGUAAUAGUAAGAUGUGUUUACCAGAAAAUUAUGAUUGAAAAGUGUUUUUUGUGUGUUAAUUAAUAUUCUUUUAGUCCAGGGUUUAACAAAAACUAUUAAGGUUAAUAUGUAUAUAUUAUUGAUUAUAAACAAUAGUUGAUUGUUAAAAUGCAAAGAAUUUAUAAUCAUGCUUUGUACAAUAAUGUUUAUGAUAAUGUCAAAAAUCAAAUUGUUUACCUACAUAAUAUCAAUGAUUAUUUAGUUGUCAAAAUUUUUUAAUACUUUUAAACAACAACCAUUCAUUAUUUAUAAUUAUAAGUAUUUAAAUGAUUUUAAAAAUGUAUUAUUUAUAUCUUUAUUCUUUAUGUAUCAUAUAAUUUAUUAUUUUGGAUUAUUAAAUAAAUGAAUUUGUACAUUGACAA